Molecule: messenger RNA, 744 nt
Organism: Aspergillus alliaceus
Lineage: Eukaryota; Fungi; Ascomycota; Eurotiomycetes; Eurotiales; Aspergillaceae
Product: RNA methylation protein TRM112
Exons: 4
Coding region: 170-550 (126 amino acids)
Biological process (GO): rRNA (guanine-N7)-methylation; peptidyl-glutamine methylation; tRNA methylation
Molecular function (GO): protein heterodimerization activity
Source: RefSeq, a predicted model, not a curated record
UUCUGCUGGUUGGGACAUUACCCGUGUCCGCAAGUGCUAUUCAUUUUUUGCAGUUUUUUUUGGCUUUUCUCCGCUGUCAAAUAAUUUGCCUCCAACAUUACCUUUUAAUGUCGCUGCUAUUCUACACUCCAUUGUCGAUUGAACAGUAGCUACUCCGAGACGAAACCAGAUGAAGUUAAUAACUGCAAAUUUCUUGACCUGUGCCGUCAAAGGAUGCAAGACAUCACCGACGUCGUUCCCACUUCACUUUAAGGAUGCGGAGCUUGAGCUGCAGGAACUCGAUUUUCAGCCCGAGUUUAUCCGUAAUAUCGUUCCCCGAAUUGAUUGGGAUGCAUUGCAGACAAUGGCAAAUGAGCUUGGGUUCCCUAAAAUUCUGGAUAAGAAGCCUGAGGGUGAUGAGCUCAAUGAUGAGCAAAUACUGAGGGAGCUACACCGGCUAUUAUUGGAAACACAAAUUAUUGAAGGAAAGUUGAUAUGCGGAAACUGUGGGCAUGAGUACAUGAUCAAAGAGGGGAUUGCAAAUUUCCUUCUGCCAAGUCAUUUGGUCUAACACCUCAUGCGUCUUGUUUUAUAAAACUGUCGAGAGAUGAGUGCUAGGUCGCAAUAACAUCAGACAUAUAGCUCACCUCCUCGCGUUACUGCCAAGACGCCAUAAUCACAACGCUGUAUCUGUCAAACAAGUCCGGAGAUUAAGCCAUGUCGGAAGCAGUGGAAACAAAGAUGGGGCCUAAGCAACGAUGGAGG